AUGAAUUCAGAUCCACCAGUGGCUAAAGGAUAUUAUGGUAGUUCUUACAUAGACGUCUACAAGCUCGAUGAAUCAUCAAUCUUUAACAUUGUUAAGCUUGUGAAGGGAGCCAAGAAAUCAUCUUACGACAAGAAGUAUGUCAAGGAAGAGCAAAGAAACAUAGAGAGAUUGAUAAAGAAAGAUGCAAAGUUUGAAAGGAUAAGAAAUAGUUUACUGUUCUUGACUGAUAUGAGGAAUAUCGGGUACUUUGAAUGGUUAGAUUUUGGUUGGAAAGAGCCUGUACAUGUGCGGCCAUUGACGCCUCCUGAGAGCGCAAAGAACAUGGGGAUGAUCUUGAGACCUUCAAAGGUGGAUCCAUCAAUGGAAGGUGGAGUUAAAGUAAUCAUCACAUUGCCUAGAGAUGCAAUGGUCAAAUCAAGCAAGAAAUAUAUAAAUGCGUUAGUGAUAUAA
Messenger RNA from Eruca vesicaria subsp. sativa (arugula), 450 nucleotides. The record is from the annotation of a GenBank genome assembly. NCBI's taxonomy places the organism in Eukaryota, Viridiplantae, Streptophyta, Magnoliopsida, Brassicales, Brassicaceae.